Molecule: messenger RNA, 2720 nt
Organism: Struthio camelus australis
Lineage: Eukaryota; Metazoa; Chordata; Aves; Struthioniformes; Struthionidae
Source: RefSeq, a predicted model, not a curated record
AUGAAUACUGAAUGGUUCAUGUGUGAUUAUAGCAUAAGCCUGAAAGCCAAAGCUUCCAGGUUUCAUUCGUGUUCUUGCUACUGCCCCUUCUGUUUAUCUUAGGUAGGUGGUCUCAUUUUCUUUCUUCCCCCAUGUAGAUGGUAGAAAACUGUUCUUGGAAGCUGCAGCUUAGUACUACUAGAUGCUUUCAGAUUCUCAGCUAAAGUAGUUAAAGAAGGAUAUGUAAUAAUCAUUUGGUUAUUAGGAUUAAGGAGCUUGAACAGACAGAGCCUGACUAAUAAUAGUUUCUCUACCUACAAGCUCUUUACACAAGAGCUGCCGAGACAGUUGAUUAGAGAGCUAGUAAAUCAUUUUAUGCUAACUGGCUUCUCAGUGGGAUGCAAUAAUAAACAAUGGCUUAUGCCUGGAACUUAUUCUGGCAUCCAGUCUAGAGCUUACUGGACCCUGCUUUGGCUGAAUCAAUGCUCAUUAAUGAGCUCAGUGGCAAAACUUUGUGGUCCCAAGACAAAACUUGGAGAAGAAGCCUAAAGACCUGCUGUAUUAGUGAAUUGUCUUUGACCAUGUCAAACUCUUGAGGGUUAGUGUCUCUUGGGAACUUUGAGAUGUUUCUAGGUUUUGACUUAUCCUUUUUGCGGUCCGGAAUGAGUAGGUGGCCAAUCGCCACCUUUUUGACUUUUGAGUUAGUUUGCUAGGUGAUUAAAUGAUUAAUCCCUUGUGUUCUGUGUGGUUGGCAUGUAUCCAGGAUGUCAUCACCUCAGCAUACCUCUGGUCUGCUGGUAGUUCUUAUGGCCCUUGUUGUCAGUGUGUGGGCUGAAGAGGUGAAAGAGAAGAGCUGUGAUGUGAUUGGUGAUGAGAGCAGCGAAUCGCAAAUGGAAAAAGCCCUGCUGAAGAAACUAGAACCUCUGAGCCAAAUGAGGUUUAACAAGACUGUGGAGCUAGGCACAACAGAAAAUUACACCUAUCACUUCAGGGUGUGCAGGGAGGUCGACAGCUCCUUGCAUGAUUUUGCUGGCCUAGUACAAAUUGAUAGAAAGACUGGAAAGACUACAGUGGUAGGAAGAAUCAAUGAAACCCAGGUCUUCAAUGGAAGUGACUGGAUCAUGCUAAUUUAUAAAGGGGGUGACUCAUAUGGUAGACACUGCAGUGGCGAGAAGAGAAGAGCUGUGAUAAUGAUUUCUUGCAAGCAGGGGAUUACAGCGAGUUCAUUCAACAUUAUUUCGGAAGAGAGAGAAAAGGAGCAGGAGUGUUUCUACCUCUUUGAGAUGGACAGCAGUGUGGCCUGCCCAGCUGAGGAUUCCCACCUGAGCGUUGGCUCCAUUCUGCUAAUCAUUUUUGCUUCACUAAUUGCAUUCUACAUCAUCGGUGGGUUCCUCUACCAGCGCCUAGUGGUAGGAGCUAAGGGCAUGGAGCAGUUUCCUCACUUUGCCUUCUGGCAGGAUCUGGGCAAUUUGGUGGCGGAUGGCUGUGACUUUGUGUGCCGAUCUAAGCCUCGAAAUGCACCAGCUGCAUACCGUGGUGUAGGUGAUGACCAGCUAGGUGAAGAGUCAGAAGAACGGGAUGACCACUUGCUGCCAAUGUGAUAGGCUUUCAACGCUUUUUUUUUUUUUUUCUCUCACCAUCUUCCUGGUGCUUGUUUAGCCAGGCACCUCCCAGACAGUUCUCCUCUCACUUUUGAUUUUCUUUAAAUUACUUGCUUUCGCUGUUUCUGGUGUGUCAUGUUUGUGGCAUCAUGAAAGCCUCUGGAUAUGAGCACCACUGGUCCCUGAAGGCAUGUCUGAGGAAUAUAAUGCUGUUUUAGGCUUUCAAGGAAUGCAGCAGAGCUGAGGGGAAAGUGUGUUGAGAGUGGAAUAGGAGGCAGCAAAAAUGCAUAUUCAGCAUUCAGUAUUGAGCAGGCUUGGGAGAUGAAUUAUUGAGAAGGGCAUAGAUGGGUGCAAAGAGGGGGUGGGAAAGGAGACAGUGGGUUAAAACAGCGGAGAUUCUAGGAGAAGCCUUUUGUGUCUCUCCUCUAAGGCUUACUAGAUCUGUAAGAACACUGGCUUUAUUCUUCAAAUGCAUUUUCAGCUUUUCUGGCUUCUGCACUGUUAUGCAAGCCAUUUUCUGCAAGCAUAACCUGCACCGAGUGCUCUAUGCCAAACUCUUUGGGGAUGGAAGAGGCAUUAGCACUUCUACAGUUUUUCCUUUUCCUAGUGGUAAUGUGUUGAAAAGUUGAAAAUCCACCAGUUUUCUUUAAGAGAUGCAGAGAUGUAGACCAUCAAUAGGUAUUGUUUCAGACUGGAAAGGGACAAUGCUAGAAAACUAUGGGAGUCAGAAUACUGUUUCAUGACUUUCUUCAGUGAAAAUGACAUCUUGGUCUCCUCAAUCACUAGGAAGCCAAAGGAAACAGUGUGCUGCUAAGGGGGUGUGUAUUGAAAGUGAAACUGAAAUCAGGGCAAAAUGAGGAAGUUAGAGGGAACUGCAAUUCGGGUUGUUAAAAGCCUUCCUGAGGUUAACUGCCCACACAGCUCGGUCACUGUCAGAAUUCUGAUCAUAUGCUUUCUGAAGUUUCAUCAUCUGGUAGAGGAUUUUUCUGUGAAGCUACUAGAUUCCCCUUUAUAAAAAGGAAAUACAGAAGCCAAGGAUAAGCAUACUAGCACAUAAAAAACUGCAUAAGGGACCCCUGCGCUUACAGAGUCAGCUUGGAUAAACCACUGUCCCCCUAAGCAUGUUUCAGGUUAAUCUUA